Messenger RNA from Leptinotarsa decemlineata (Colorado potato beetle), 2262 nucleotides. RefSeq names its product 5-taurinomethyluridine-[tRNA] synthase subunit GTPB3, mitochondrial. Lineage: Eukaryota; Metazoa; Arthropoda; Insecta; Coleoptera; Chrysomelidae. The record is from RefSeq and is a predicted model, not a curated record. Gene Ontology annotation, biological process: tRNA wobble uridine modification; tRNA methylation. Gene Ontology annotation, molecular function: GTPase activity; protein binding; GTP binding. Gene Ontology annotation, cellular component: cytoplasm; mitochondrion.
GUUAAUCUGAAAUAACUGGUUAGUACAUGUUAAAAGUUUGUUCUUCAAGAGUUGAUUAUUCUGUUUGAGUUUAUGUUUUGUUUGACAAUAUUAGUAAAAAUAAACUGUUUUGUGAUUAUCCACAAAUAGCACAUAUAUAUUGGUAGGAAAAUUAAAACUGUGACAAUUUGUCAAUUUUGCAGAUUAGAAGUUUAUGUACCUACAAGAGUUGAUUAUUUUAUUCAAGUUCAUUUUUGUUUGAAAAUAUCAGUUAAAUAAAAUAUGUGUUAGCAUUUGUUACAGAUUUCAUUAGAAUUUCAUUAUAACCCUUUGUAUAAAAGCUAUAUAAAGUAAGAAUUUCAAUUGAACCCGCUGCUUAUACUUCAACGACAGAAGUGAGUGUCAGAAACGUCACCAUUUGAAGUGAGUAAAUGUGCACUGUUGGCCCGAGGCAAGUUUUAGGAUGGAGGGAGAUCCAAUUAUGGCGCGCCCCCUUGCUUGCCUAUAUAAUAAUGAACACUUAAACAAAAUGAUCUAAUGAAAAAACUUUGAUCAACAUUCAAUGUGAGAUAAACAAGCAUGAUCAACUUUUGGAACUGUCAAUUGGGUCAAGGAAAAUGUGGAGUCGCAGUUAUUCGAGUGUCUGGCAGCAGUGCAAGGGAAGCAUUGAAACUGGUAUUAAACUCGGAUACUUUACCCAAACCAAGAACUGCUGUUUUAAAACAUAUAAAACAUCCUACAACUAAAGAAACUUUGGAUAAAGGACUGGUUUUAUGGUUCCCGGGCCCCAAAAGUUUCACGGGUGAAGAUAGUUUCGAGUUGCAAGUUCAUGGUGGAUUAGCAGUUGUUAAUGGAAUUUUGAAUGCUUUGGGAUCUAUUCCACAAGUGAGGCUUGCAGAACCGGGUGAAUUCACCCGAAGGGCAUUUUUCAAUGCAAAACUUGAUUUGACUGAAGUGGAAGGUCUUGCUGAUUUAUUGCAGGCAGAAACAGAAAUACAGAGAAGACAGGCUUUUUUGCAAACAGAAGGAUCACUCAGCAAGCUCUACAAUAGAUGGAAAGGAAAACUGACAAAUAGCGUGGCACACCUGGAGGCCCAUAUAGAUUUUGAAGAAACAGAGACACUGGAACACAAUAUAAUUCAGACUGUCACCAAAAAUGUAGAAGUAUUGGCGAAAGAAAUCGAUGAGCAUUUAACUGAUGGGCGGAAAGGAGAAAUUUUGAGAUCAGGGGUUAAGACAGUUAUUUUAGGAGAGCCCAAUGUAGGAAAGAGUAGCCUUCUCAAUUUAUUGUGCCAACGUCCAGCUGCGAUUGUAACUCCUAUUGAAGGUACUACCAGAGAUGUAUUGGAAGUUACAUUGAAUAUAGCUGGGUAUCCUCUGGUGUUAGCUGACACUGCAGGUCUUAACGUGACCACCAAAGAUGUUGUUGAAAAAGAGGGCAUUCAGAGAGCUUUGAAAAUGUAUGGAAAAUCAAAUUUAGUAAUCCUCGUCAUAGAUUCAGGAAAGUAUGCUAAAGCAACUGAACAAAAUAUGAGUACCGACUUUGACAACUAUAUUAAAAAAUAUAUUGAAAAACUGAAGAUCCCAGAUUUAAUGAACACAUCAGAAGAUGAUCGCACGAUAUCUUUCAACAAGCAUUGUAUAGUGGUACUCAACAAAUCUGAUAUGCUUGGCAGAGAAUUUGAAAUAGAUGAGGAAAGGUUUGUGAAAAUGUCCUGCAGAACAGAAGAGGGCGUUCCUAAUCUGAUCAAUAGACUGACUGAGAAGCUAAAAAUUCUUUGCGGGGAACCAUCUGAAGAACAUCCCAGUAUGAAUCAAAUAAGACAUCGCCAACAUCUUACUGACUGUCUACAUUGCUUGCAAAUUUUUUUGGAUAAAAUAAAUCUUGAGUUCCAAAACGAAUCACACGAUUUGGUGCUGAUGGCAGAGUAUUUGAGAAAAUCACUGCGUCACCUUGGAAAACUAACAGGAAAUGUUACAACUGACCACCUGCUGGAUGUUAUUUUCAAGGAUUUUUGUAUUGGCAAAUAAUAUGAAAAGGAAAACCUGUCUUAUGAACUACGAAAAUGAUGGUUUUUCGUACAGGAACCAUGAAAGGCAGUUCUUCAGAAAACUGAAGGAGCAUGAAUUGUUCUUAUGACAGAUGAAAAGAUAUACUUUGUGCCACUAUUAAUUUUCCUGUGCACUGGAUGAGAAUAAGUGUUGGCCCCGACCUCAGAUUUCAAUCAAUCUGGAUGUGAAUCCUCAAACAACUCGGAUAAUAAAGUUUAUGACUACUUUUAA